AGCAGGGAAGUGAUGCUUCACAUCUUUGUCCUUAAGUUCAGAAAACUGUGAUGAGUCCAGGGCAGGGCAGGCCAGGCCAGGGGAAGUUUCAGGAUUCAAGUCAGAUUUGGUGUGAUGGCCUAAGGAGGGAGGCUGUGAAUCUGAAAAUGCCCUCGUCCCUCUGUACGCUGUGGCUGCAAGUGCUCCAGGCCUUCCUACUCAAAGCUCAUUCAAAGGCAGUACUGCACUCUAACAACGUCCGUCCCCAGGUGACUGCAUGUUCAGGUUUGAGAAGCUGUCCCAGGAGAAUCCUAAUAGUCUGAUGCUUCUCUUGCACUUUCCUUUUAAAAGUAUGCUCCUCCUGCUCCUCCUCCUCCUCUUCCUCCUCUGUCUGCCCUCCCUUCCUGAACACCCUUCCUCAGAUCUAUACUCCUUUUCCCAAUUUACAUUCCUUACUCCAUUAAUUUUUCUCUCUCCAUCUUUGCUUUACUGUUUUAUUCUCUUGUCCGUUUUCCCUCUGCCUCCCCCCUUAUUAAUUUUUUUUUCAUUGUUCAUAUGCCAUUUUCCUCUCUGAUCUUUAUCUAAAUCCAGACCCACCCACAAUAAUUCACUGUCCCCAAUCUAUUUAACAUGUCUAUGGCAUUUACUAAUGCAAAUAUUUGCACGAAGCUGUUCUCUCUUGUGCUUAUUUUCUGCCUUCUAGAUUUUACACACACACACAUAUGUGAAUGACACAUUUCAUCAUUUAAAGUAGAAAAGUAUAUAUCUUUGUGUAAAGAAUGAUAUAAUGAAUAUCUGUACUCAAUUUAAAAAUGAGAAUAAGUGAGGGGUCCAGGAGUCUUUGUGAAUUACAAGAUCUUUCUGGUAAAGUAAGUAAUUCUGUCUGCAGUACCGUCAUACGUUUGGUUAGUUCUCAAAUUGCUUUCACUUUUACAUCAGAUCUGAUCUGAAUAGCCUGUCUGGGGAGAUGAGGUAUAUACCGUUGCUUAAAUGAAGUCAUUUAUUGAAAAGUAAAGUGAUUUUCCUCAGGUUAGAUAGCAAGUUGGUGCCCGAGGAAUUCCAGUAGAAACUCAGUCUCAACUUUCCAUCCAGCGCCCUUCCUGUGAAGUAUCCUCCCUCGGUCCGUGCCUUCUGGUCUCCCCACUGGUCACCUUCCUAAGCCUGAAAACUGUGAACAUCCAUGAGCCGCACCGCCUACACUGUGGGAGCCCUGCUUCUCCUCUUGGGGACCCUGCUGCCAGCUGCUGAAGGGAAAAAGAAUGGGUCCCAAGGUGCCAUCCCCCCACCAGACAAGGCCCAGCACAAUGACUCAGAGCAAACUCAGUCUCCCCAGCAGCCUGGCUCCAGGAACCGGGGGCGGGGCCAAGGGCGAGGCACGGCCAUGCCAGGGGAGGAGGUGCUGGAGUCCAGCCAGGAGGCCCUGCAUGUGACCGAGCGCAAAUACCUGAAGCGAGACUGGUGCAAAACCCAGCCGCUCAAGCAGACCAUCCAUGAGGAGGGCUGCAACAGCCGCACCAUCAUCAACCGCUUCUGCUACGGCCAGUGCAACUCCUUCUACAUCCCUAGGCACAUCCGAAAGGAGGAAGGCUCCUUCCAGUCCUGCUCCUUCUGCAAGCCCAAGAAAUUCACCACCAUGAUGGUCACACUCAACUGUCCUGAACUACAGCCUCCCACCAAGAAGAAGAGGGUGACGCGUGUGAAGCAGUGCCGUUGCAUCUCCAUCGAUUUGGAUUAAGCCGGGACACCCUGACUGCCCUAGGGAUGCAGCCCCAGGCAGUCCCAGAGCCAGACCUAAAACAACCUGAUUUGAACUUGGCUUAAAUCUAGAGACAAGAAGAACCACCAGCUGCCUCCUGACGGGCACCUGCUAGUGUGUAGUUUGCAAACAUGCGUGUGCAUGGGUGGCUGUGGCUGUCUGCAGACACCAGAGGAAACAUAGUCUUUGCUGGAGGGCACUUCAUAUCAUCUAAAUGAAUCUGCUUCCACAGGGGAUGGCCCAGAAAGCCCACACCACCCCAGGCAUUUUCAAAGGUGCAGGUCUGAGCUCCGGUUAUGCCUUUGUCUUCCAUGUGCCCUCCUAGGGACUUUCCCUUUAGAAUGAAUGUUGAUGGAAGAGGCCACUCUGAGGGCAGGAGACCUGUGUUAGUGCUGUACUAGACUUGGAAGGGGUAUUUCAACCUGUGCUUGCUUCCUGCCUUCCUCCUCCCUUCCAUAGUCAACCCCUUUGUAGGAUCUCAGUGACUAUUUCAAUCUAAUCUCCUGUUUGCCAAGGGUUCCAAACUAACUCACUGGACCAUGGAUGUAAAUGUUUCCCAUCUUUGGAAGACCCUUCAGACUCUAGGGGAGCUGGUGUGGACAAGGGCAAGGAGGACGGAGGAAUGAGAGAAGGGAGGGGUUGAUCUUAAGGACCACUUGGGCCCAGCAAAAUUCAUUAGGGAGAUGUGCAGGGUCUUGGAAGGCCAGCCCCAAAGCACAGUGAGACCCAUGUGUUAGCAAGUUUUCUCCUGGUAUUUAACAGAACCCAAGUGAACAGAGGAGAAAUGAAUUUGCAAAAAAUAAAAUCAUUAACGUUGGUUGUCACUCUGAUUUGCUGAAACUAGUUGGAACCCAAUUCCAAACUUAAAACAAGUACUGGCCACUUGGAGGUUAGCCCCUUCCUGCUUGGCCCCUCGGGUGGACAACAGAUGUAGCUCAGCACCCCCCACAUAGGGAUUGGAAGAGAACAGAAACCUCGUAAGCAGGAGGUGCUAAUUCCCUUUGCUUGGUUAUAAUCACCUCUUUCCCAAUUCGCUAUUUCUGGGUAAUGCUUGUGGGCGGCACAGCCUCGUUGCCAAGGGUCUGCCUCUGCUGGGUAUCCCUGACAGUGAAGAACCAGGCUCAGAGGAGAGCUUGUAGGGCCUGCUCCAUUCUAGCUGGAAGAAUCUUUAGUUGUAGCCAUUGAGAGAAGUUUGAGCUGGAAAGCAGGACAGAGUGAGGAAGUAAAGGAGGUUGCUUCUGGCUAAGGAGUAGUUUAAUGCCUGGGAGAUGUGAGGGAUAUGACCUUCCCUUCUUCCUUUGCCCCGUGAGGGCCUAGUGGGAAGCCCUGGUAAGAAAUCCGAGCAUUUGGGUUCAUUAGCUGUCAUGGUAACAUUGGUGGGAUUCAUGGAACAUUGUAACUCUUGAGAGUGUACUGGUAGAGGCUGUCCUCUGAUUAAAAUUAAACUUGGGCUACUUCUCAAUAGCUACUUAAGAUUUGUGUAAUGGCCAAAGUGUGGUGUGGGUGAACCUUACUACAUUUUGGGUUUGGCUAACCUGUUCCCUUCAAGCCUGAAGUUUUAUAUGUAAACGGCACCCCGCCCCCCAACACUUUUUUUUUUGUCUUGUAUCAUCUCAGCCUCACCACCCAAGUCAUGUGUAACAUGGGAAACCAAUACCAUAGACUCGUGUUUCAGUUGCCCAUCAAGGCUCCAGCAUUCAAAGGCCCAUUGUAACUAAAGAGGCUGUUUUUAUUUUAUUUUUGAUUUGGUUCAGUGUUCUCCCAUUUAACAACUAAACAAGAACCAUACUUUGCAGCAGAAGUUAUUUUGAACACCCAAAAUGUUGGGUCUAAUUUUAAAACUUUUAAACUCACUACUGAUGAUCCUACUACACUAGGUGAAUUUGUGCAUUUCUUAUACACUGUGUGCCCCUGCCCUAAAUCUUUCUAUCAUUCACAUCCUCCAGCAAUAAACCACAGAAUGGAUUUAAUUAAGCACACAAAUGCUCAGCCAGAAUUUUUGAGGGUGGGGGAAAGGAAGAGAAAGGGAAAGGAACUAAAAAUGUAAAACCAUACUCAAGAGGAAAAAUGACAUUCAGAACCAGCGUCACUGAAUUUCUCUUGGUUUAACUGUGCCAUCAGCAUGCAGUUGUGUUAAAAGAGGCGACUUAAGUUGGCAGCACUAAUCUUCUUUUAGUAGCUUGUACCACUUCUUGCAUGUAAGUUGAAUUUGGCUUAAGUAAAGAGAAUUUCCUCAACAUGAACUUCACUGGGAUAAUCAGCAGCAUAACUGCCCUAAAAACACAGGCUCGCUAAAGAGGGAACCCUCUGCUUUUCUUACUGUGCCUAUAUUAAACUCGCACAAGUACGGGUGUGUCUCCCAACAUUUAUUAAAAGUGCCAUAUCUGUUACUUAGUGUAUUGGAGUCACCGAUGAUGUACUGAUAUGUUUUUUCAUUACUAUAGUAGAAUUUUUUUAAGUGGCAACUAUUUGCAAUCUCGAUCUUUCCUAUUAAAAUAAUGCCAAACACCAAAUAUGAAUUUUAUGAUGUACACUUUGUGCUUGGCAUUGAAUGAGAAAAACACACAUCCUGCAAGUCUGUAAGUUGUUUUUGUUGUUGUUGUUCUUGUAGUUCUUCAAAGUUUAAAAUGUAAGUGAAAAAUCUGGAGGAAAGGAUAAUUUCCACUGUGUGGAAUGUGAAUAGUUAAACAAAAAGUUAUGGUUAUUUAAUGUAAUUAUUAAUUCAAAUCCUUUGGUCACUGUGAUUUCAAGCAUUUUUUUUCUCCUUUAUUUGACUUCCUUUGAGUUGAGCGAAGAAGAGGCGGGCACAUUGUAUGCUGUCGGAGUCUUUUAUCAGGUCAGCGGGAAAUAAGAUCUUGACACAUCUGAACAUGCAUUACAGAGUCCAGACCUGAGCUUUUAUUUUUUUUUAAUUGAAUGUUCCUUAAAGGUUAACAUUUAUGAGGCAAUAUUAAGAAUCAUUUUAAAUGUUAUUUUGGAAGACUUAUGAUGUGUGUGUACAAAUAGUGGAUAAUAAUGAAUAGUUCGCAAGUCCUUUUAAGGAGAAAAUCUAAAAUGAAAAAUGUGUGUGCAGAACAUUUAUAAGUGACAAGUUAAUGCUUAAGAGUGAAAGUAGUUCUAUUGACUUAUCAUUCUCAAGAUAUUUAAUAUCAAAUGCAUUGUGUAUUAUGUCUGCUUUAAUCAUUUAAAAACAACAGAGGGUUAUAUAGACUAUGAUUAAGGUACUUUGCUGUGUAUGCAGAGGAGAGGGAAUUUGAUAGUAUCAUGAAAGUUAAUUUGGUUUUAAGCAAAGUUUUAUGAAUCUGCAACUAGAAUGUAAUUUUACCCAAAUUAUGUUCUAUAUAACCUUUCCCAAAGAGCAAUAAAUAGAACCUCUUCUCUCUC
Messenger RNA from Myotis myotis, 5119 nucleotides. RefSeq names its product gremlin 1, DAN family BMP antagonist (gene GREM1). Lineage: Eukaryota; Metazoa; Chordata; Mammalia; Chiroptera; Vespertilionidae. The transcript has 2 exons. The record is from RefSeq and is a predicted model, not a curated record. Gene Ontology annotation, biological process: animal organ morphogenesis. Gene Ontology annotation, molecular function: receptor ligand activity; BMP binding. The coding region runs from base 1160 to 1714 and encodes 184 amino acids.